This is a messenger RNA of Mesorhabditis belari, 1113 nucleotides long. Lineage: Eukaryota; Metazoa; Nematoda; Chromadorea; Rhabditida; Rhabditidae. The record is from the annotation of a GenBank genome assembly.
AUGCUUCGGCUAUUUGCCUUGAUUCUGAUUUUGAGUAUUUCUGGACUGCUCGCCGUACCGAAACGACGAGAUGAUGAUCCGAAUCCUCUCCACAUCAGACUCACCUAUUCCCGGAAUCGAAUCCUCGUUGCUCCAAUCACCAUCGGGACGCCAGAUCAAUCACUGAACCUUCUGGUUGACUCAACUGGGGCUGACAGCAUUGUCUUUGAUCAGGAUUGUCUGAGAGAUGAUGGGACGAAAUGCUCAAAUGAUCAAGAACAGAACUACACUCGGACACUUUACUCACCUUCUCAGUCCACAACUUCGAAAUCGCUUGGUUUCGGGUGGAAAUAUGGGGAUGACUGGUUGUCGGCAAAUUGUGACGCAUUCAGCGAUUCCAUCACUUUCGCCGAUUUCCCUAUUGGCAUGGCUUUUGGAUCAGCGAAAAAGUUGACUGGUGAUUGGACAAAAGUGAUAGCUGAUGGGGUUCUUGGACUUGGUUUACCUGGAUCGAACAAUCUCGGUGCAUCAAUCAUCAAAAAUCUCACAUCUACUUAUCCAUCAAACACUCAAAAUCCAAAUAUUGUCACUUUAUGGUUGGAUGACUUCGGUCAAUUGUCCAAGGGUUACUUGACGAUUGGGGAUUAUGACUCGAGGAAUUGUUUCUUGGAUGAUUUAGUCAAUGUCAGUCUAACAUCCGGAGUCGCGUGGGAGUUUCAGAUUCAGGGUUGGAACUAUGGAAAUCAAUCAGCAAAAGGCAGCAUCACUCGCCUAGACACCACAUCGAGAUCGAUUCUCUUCCCGAGAGCUCAACUCGCCGUGAUUGCGCAAGCCGUUGGCGCGAUUUACGAUAACGAGAUUCAAGGGUACUAUAUUCCAUGCGAGAACGCGGUUUUCCUUCCCGAUUUCUUCCUGACAAUCGGCAAUAAACAAUUCAAUAUCCCAUACGUGGAAUACGUUGAAUCGUUUAAAAGCUCGGAUCGUUGCGAGCUGCUCUUCAACGAGAACACGAUUUGGGAGCAGACUCGGUUUGGGCCACAGGUUCGUUUGGGUCAUCCAUUCAUGCGUGCUUAUUGCACGAUUUUCGACUAUGCAACUCCAGCGAUUAGCUUUUCAAAAGCUCAUCAUUUUCAA